AAAAAUCUUCUUUUACAGAAGAAUUUUUCUUAGAAUCAAUCAACGCGGAGUACAAUAGGAGAAAGUUAUAGACAAGUUUUAUAUAUGGAUGUUUCAUUCCAUUUGUCACUGAAACAUUAAAUAGCCAACAUCAUCGUUGCAAUAUAAUCCGGUGACUUACCACCUUUCUUAGUGUGAAAUAAAUUGAAACUUUCGUGUUCCAUUCACCAAACGGUUGUGAACGAGUGAAAAUGUUCUUUGCAGCGUUCGUUGGUUUAUUUCUAUUCGAAGUUUUCGGAGAUGCUAAUUCAGAUACCAUUCCACCUUACGUUAAACAAUGUCACGAAGGGGAUCCAAAAAUUAUAACAUGUUUUAUUAACUCUUUACAUCAUUUACAACCGUAUUUAGCGAGUGGCAUUAAAGAAAUUGAAUUACCAUCGGUGGAACCUUUUAGAAUGGAGGAAUUAUCGUUGUCUUUAACAACUGGGCCUAAUGGAUAUAAAGUUACUUUAAGCGAUAUUGAUAUCUACGGAGCUAGUAAUUUUACGGUUAAAACUUUAAAAUUGAGUGAAAAUGGAAAACCUUUCCACGCCGAAGUUUUCCUUCCAGAAUUAAGAAUAAACUCACAAUAUGCGAGCAGUGGGGUUUUAUUAAUUCUCCCAGCAAGUGGAAAAGGAACUUUUCAUGGAAGAUUUAAGGAUGUAAAAGCCCAAGUUAGCGGCACAAUUAGUCAAAAUUUUAAAGAAAACAAAAAAUAUCUUCACGUUGAUAAAUUAAAUUUCGAUAUGGAAGUUGGUAACAUCAAUAUGAGUGUAAAAAACGUGUUUAGAAAUAGCCGCAUUUUAGUUGAAGCAAUGAAUUUGUUCUUAAGAGAAAACGGCCAAGAAGUUCUUCAUUUAAUGACACCGCAACUAAGAAGUAAAUUAUCGUCACUGUUCCAAGGAAUAGCGAACCAAUUGUUAACUCAUAUUCCUUUGGACGUUUUUUAUGUACCUAAAACAACUCAAUCCUAAAAGAUAUCGAAAAAUUGCAAUCACUUUACUAUAUUUAU
Messenger RNA from Onthophagus taurus, 1030 nucleotides. Its product is annotated as protein takeout. Lineage: Eukaryota; Metazoa; Arthropoda; Insecta; Coleoptera; Scarabaeidae. The record is from RefSeq and is a predicted model, not a curated record. Gene Ontology annotation, biological process: multicellular organismal reproductive process.